This is a messenger RNA of Brachypodium distachyon (stiff brome), 2663 nucleotides long. RefSeq names its product vacuolar-sorting receptor 1. The coding region runs from base 344 to 2284 and encodes 646 amino acids. The transcript has 12 exons. Gene Ontology annotation, molecular function: calcium ion binding. The record is from RefSeq and is a predicted model, not a curated record. NCBI's taxonomy places the organism in Eukaryota, Viridiplantae, Streptophyta, Magnoliopsida, Poales, Poaceae.
GAGCAGAGAAGAGCAGCAAUGGAAGGCUUUUGGUUGUCCCUGGGACACGACACUUGUGCCGUGGAAGCGUUCCAACCCCCACGGGGAGACCGCCACGUACUUCUCCUCCGCCUCUCUACAAUCUCUCUCUCUCACUCGCACACAACACCAUUAAGCACCUCGUCUCCCAAAUCCACCCAUAAUCCUUGCUACACAAGUGAUCGAUCGCCUUUUCCGCGCAAUUCCCCCCCAAAUCAAUCCCACGCCGAUCCAUCAGCACUCGGGCCACCCGGCUGGGGUUCUCUUCUCGCUGUUCUUCAUUGUUGGGAGUGCAGGGAUCGAUCGGGCGGCGGGCUGAGAUCAGAUGGGAGGCGGUCGGAGGUUUUCGCCGCCGCCGCCGGCGGUGGGAUGGCGGCAGCGGAACAGGGCGCCAGCGGUGGUUCUGAUCGUGGCGUUGGUGAUGAUGGCGGAGUCGGCGGCGGCGAGGUUCGUGGUGGAGAAGAACAGCCUGCGGGUGACCUCGCCCGCGGCGCUGCGGGGCGUGUACGAGUGCGCCAUCGGCAACUUCGGGAUGCCGCAGUACGGGGGCACCAUGCACGGGGUGGUCGUCUACCCAAAGGCCAACGCCAAGGCCUGCGCCGACUUCCGCGACUCCGCCGGCCUCAACUUCAGCCCCAAGCCCGGCGGCCUCCCCGUCUUCCUCCUCGUCGAUCGCGGAGAGUGCUACUUCACAACUAAAGGAUGGAACGCGCAAACUGCUGGAGCUGCUGCGGUUCUUGUAGCCGAUGACAGAGUGGAACCCUUGAUCACAAUGGACACUCCAGAGUCUAGUGGCAAAGAGCACCUAGAGAACAUCAGUGUCCCUUCAGCACUAGUAUCCAAGAGACUAGGGGACGAUCUUAAGAACGCACUGCAAAACGGGGAUAUGGUAAAUGUGCUUCUGGACUGGAGGGAGUCUCUCCCGCACCCGGACGAGCGUGUCGAGUACGAAUUCUGGACGAACAGCAAUGACGAAUGUGGUGCCAAAUGUGACAUGCAGAUGAAUUUCGUAAGGAGUUUCAGAGGGAUAGCGCAGGUUCUUGAGCAAAGGGGUUACACCCAGUUUGCACCUCAUUAUAUUACGUGGUACUGUCCGGAAGCUUUCAUCCUCAGCAAGCAGUGCAGGUCGCAGUGCAUAAAUCAUGGGAGGUACUGCGCCCCAGAUCCAGAGCAGGACUUCAGCAUUGGAUAUGAUGGAAGAGAUGUGGUGGUUCAGAACCUGAUUCAGAUUUGCUUGUUCAAGGUCGCUAACGAAACCCGCAAACCGUGGUUGUGGUGGGAUUAUGUGCAUGACUUUGCGAUCAGGUGCCCGAUGAAGGAUAAGAAAUACACGCGUGAUUGCGCUAAUGGUGUUAUUAAGUCACUUGGAUUAGACAUUGACAAGAUUAAUAAAUGUGUGGGAAACCCUGAAGCCGAUGAAGAGAAUCCAGUGCUCAAAGCAGAACAAGAUGCUCAAAUUGGUCAUGGUUCUCGAGGGGAUGUUACUAUACUACCGACUUUUGUCGUCAAUAACAGACAAUAUAGAGGAAAGCUGGAUAAAAGAGCCGUGCUAAGAGCAAUAUGCUCGGGAUUUGAGGAGACAACCGAACCUGAUAUUUGUUUGGCUCAAGAUAUACAAACAAAUCAAUGUUUGGAACACAACGGAGGUUGCUGGCUGGAUAGUUCCAAUAAUUUUACUGCAUGCAAGGAUACCUUCCGUGGGAGAGUUUGUGAAUGCCCUGUUGUCAAUGGUGUAAAGUUUGUUGGUGACGGGUACACCCACUGUGAAGCUUCUGGUGUUGGCAGAUGCCAAAUCAACAACGGAGGCUGCUGGAAGGAAACCAGGAACGGGAAGUCUGUCUCUGCCUGCUCAAAUGAAGAGACUAAAGGUUGCAAAUGCCCACCGGGUUUCAAGGGUGAUGGAAUACACAGUUGUGAAGAUGUUGAUGAAUGCAAAGAGAAACUUUUCUGCCAGUGCAAGGGCUGCAACUGUGAGAACACAUGGGGAAGCUACGAGUGUGGCUGUGGUGGUAACAAUAUGUUAUACAUGAGAGAGCAUGACACCUGUAUCAGCAAAGUUGCCAGUUCGUCGGUGGGCCAGGGCUUCCUCUGGGUUAUCUUCUUCGGCCUCGCUUUCGCAGGAGUUGGCGCAUAUGCUGUUUACAAGUAUCGGCUACGGAGUUACAUGGAUUCAGAGAUCCGUGCCAUCAUGGCCCAGUACAUGCCACUGGAGAACCACGAGAUGUCGUCGAUUCCGCAACGGCCCGUGGAGCACGCCGAUAUCUGAAACAUCAAGGGUUUAUCCAGAUCAAGAUUCAAGCAAAGAACUUCACUAGCCCUUCGUGAGCAGAAGGAGAUGGAUUGAUUCCCCAUUUAGCUUAGUAUGAUUCUGAAAGAUAAAAUAGCUGCACACCCUCUCUUUUUUCUCUUCUCUUCUGAAACUUGCAGAAGAACAGGUUAGGAUCUCACCGAAGUUAUAACUAGCCCUCCUCCUUGGCCCUUAGAGUAGUAGUCAUAAAUUUUGAGCUCGUGGUCUCCGUUCAGUAUCCUAUAACCCGCCAUGUGUUAGUAACAAUUUGUAAAUACCGUUGUUGUUUCAGACUGAACCAUGUUUACUGUCGUUGAUAGCAAUAAAAGAGAGACCAGAAGAGCGUUUUUAGCCUGCA